This is a messenger RNA of Talaromyces amestolkiae, 1227 nucleotides long. RefSeq lists its product as uncharacterized. The transcript has 3 exons. Gene Ontology annotation, cellular component: endoplasmic reticulum membrane; endoplasmic reticulum. The coding region runs from base 1 to 1227 and encodes 408 amino acids. Gene Ontology annotation, biological process: post-translational protein targeting to membrane, translocation. The record is from RefSeq and is a predicted model, not a curated record. Lineage: Eukaryota; Fungi; Ascomycota; Eurotiomycetes; Eurotiales; Trichocomaceae.
AUGAACGCUCCGCCCGGGAUGUCGCCGCAGCAGAUGGCGGCAUUUCAGCAACACAUGCAACAACAAGUUGCCGCUGAAGCAGCCAAACGAGGAAUGACACCGGAAGCUUUUGUCAAAAUGCAGCGAGAACAAGUCGCUGCCGAGGCAGCCAAACAUGGGUUGACUCCAGAACAAUAUGUCCAGGGAUUAAGGAUGCGGGCACUACAACAGCGCGCCGCCGCUCAACAAGCCGCACAGGCGCAAGCACAGCAGCAAGGCCAGCCAGGGCAACCAGCACAGCCAGGACAACCACAACAGCAGCCUUCACAGGGAGCACCUGGACAGCCACCACAAGUACCGGUUCAGCAACAGGUUCAGAAGCAGGUCAAUGUCAACCCCAACAACCCCCCAGACCCAAAAGCCGUCGCAUUGGCAAAAUGGUUGCGGACGCAGGAUCUAAAGACACGCACAUGUAUCUUGGAUGGGCAACGAAAGGAUAUGUUUAAAGUGAAACGCGCUAUUCGAGCCAUUGAAUCUCCGGCGUACGCAAAAGCCGCCGCCAAAAGCAAAGGACUCCUACCCCCCGUCACAGACCGCGCAUCCGCAGAAAAUGUCUUCAAGCUCCUUCCUCUAUCACUACUAGCAUUGAGAGUUACCAAACAAGAUCCACACGCAGGCCACAAUCACGGCAAGACCAAGCGAGUAAAGGGACUGUGGACCGUCAAGAUCGAGCAACACCAAGAGACAGAUCCCAUGAUGCAUUACGUCUUUUUAUAUGAAGGUUCUCAAUGGAAACAAAAGGCGAUGGCUGUCGGUGUCGUGCUCGCUAUCUUUGCCGUUGUGUUGUUCCCGCUGUGGCCUAUUGUGUUGCGUCAGGGCGUCUGGUAUCUAAGUGUCGGUAUGAUGGGCUUGUUGGCAGCAUUCUUUGCUAUGGCGAUCUUUCGGCUUAUUCUGUUCUGUGUUACUGUGUUUGUGGUCCCUCCUGGUCUCUGGCUCUUCCCGAACUUGUUCGAGGAUGUUGGGUUCUUUGACAGUUUCAAGCCCCUGUGGGGCUGGCAAGAGAAGAAAAAGAAGAAAGUCAAAUCGGCCAAGAAAGGCAAGUCUGCUGCGGCCGAUGCMCCAGCCGCAUCUGAGAAAGCCGAAGCUACAACGACAACUGUAACUCCUGCUGUUCCUUCCGCUGCUCCCGCGACUGAUGACUCCAAGCGUGUUCUUGCGGCGAGUGUGGAGGAUGCUGAAGAAGAGUAG